Messenger RNA from Sphaeramia orbicularis (orbiculate cardinalfish), 5919 nucleotides. RefSeq names its product zinc finger and BTB domain containing 42 (gene zbtb42). Gene Ontology annotation, cellular component: nucleus. Gene Ontology annotation, molecular function: DNA-binding transcription factor activity, RNA polymerase II-specific; protein binding. Lineage: Eukaryota; Metazoa; Chordata; Actinopteri; Kurtiformes; Apogonidae. The transcript is spliced from 2 exons. The record is from RefSeq and is a predicted model, not a curated record. Bases 151 to 1746 code for a protein of 531 amino acids. Gene Ontology annotation, biological process: regulation of transcription by RNA polymerase II.
CUGAGUGCAGCCUGCCUUGCCAGGGUCGGACUGAAGCUCAAGAAACGACAAGGAGAAGCGAACAUCUGGCCGCACAUCAUGAAAGGACAUCGGGGCUUAUAGGGAAAAAAACACGACGAACUAGGCGGGAAUAAAUGUUAUGAAGGAAGAAUGGAGUUCCCAGACCAUAGCCGCCAGUUGCUGCAGUGUCUGAGUCAGCAGCGUCACCAAGGUUUCCUCUGUGACUGCACUGUUCUUGUCGGGGAGGCUCGAUUCAAAGCGCACAGAGCUGUGCUGGCCUCCUGCAGCAUGUACUUCCAUCUCUUCUACAGGGACCAGCUAGACAAAAGGGACGUUGUGCAUCUCAACAGUGACAUUGUGACAGCCCCGGCUUUCAGUCUGCUCCUUGAAUUUAUGUAUGAGGGAAAGUUGGAAUUCAGCACUCUGCCUGUAGAGGAUGUUCUGGCAGCAGCCAGUUACCUCCACAUGUAUGAUAUAGUAAAAGUAUGCAAAGGCAAACUCAAAGAUAAGGAACUUUUCUCUCUGGAUGAAAAAAUGGGUGAGGGUUUGGGACUGAGCUGUCUGGACAGGGAGAAUUCCUCAGAUGGGGAGCUGCACAGUAAGCAGCUUGUCCGGCGACAGCUCCAGACGCAGUCUCAGGGGCUUCAUAGGGCACCCCCAGCAGAAGAGUUUGACAUGGACAACAGCGAAGUCAGGCUGGCUGUCACAGAUUGUGAUAGGUCUACACAGAGCAAGCAGAAGGCAAACGGUCACUCUGGCAGGUCCCCGGACCUUGUAGGUGUCAAUUAUGUGUCAGCAGAGGCCGAGCCCUGCGUUCAAACAGCUGGAAAAACAAAAGCUGAUGUCAGUAGUUCCACCGUAUCGCUGUCCCAGAGGUCCCGGGCUUCAGAUGACAUGGACUGUGCACUGGAUUUGUCUUUCAAGCCUCUGUCUAGCAGAGAUCCCUUACACCCCUCCUAUGUCUCGGGACAGCUGGCCCUCGACAGCCAGCAGCAGGGCACUGAGCCACUUGUUAAAGACGAACACGACUUGCUGUCAGAGCAGGAGGACAGUGAGCCGAUGAGCCCUGAGAGCCAGCGCUUUGGGAAUAGUGCCAGGAGCUCAGUGGUGACAGGGUUCGCUGCCCUCUUCCCAGGCAACAACGGCUCCACAGCCGCCCUGCUCUCCCAAGAGGAGGACCUGAUGGACGAGGAGGGGGAGGCCUGCAGAGGGAGGGAGGGUGCCCCAGGCAGGGAGGUAGAAGAAAGGAGGGGUAGGUUGCUGGGGGACAGUGAGGAGGAAGAAGAGGACGACUUGGCCUCCUCAGACAUCUCCACCUCCAGCGGGGUGCUCCUGCCCCCGGGGCAACAGGUGUGUGUGUGCCCCCUCUGCAGCAAAGUCUUUCCCAGCCCCCAUGUGCUACAACUGCACCUCAGUUCACACUUCCGUGAGAAGGACGGCGCCCGUUCCAAGUUGUCCCCUGAUGGCUCGGUCCCUACCUGCUUGCAGUGCAACAAAACCUUUUCCUGCAUGUACACCCUGAAGCGCCAUGAGCGCACACACUCUGGCGAGAAGCCAUACACCUGUGGCCAGUGUGGCAAAAGCUUCCAGUACUCUCAUAACUUGAGUCGGCAUGCUGUAGUUCACACACGUGAGAAGCCUCAUGCCUGUAAGUGGUGUGAACGGCGCUUCACUCAGUCUGGGGACCUUUACCGCCACAUCAGGAAGUUUCACUGUGGCCUUGUCAAGACUCUUGCCAUUGGAUAAAACACCUCUCACCAGUGCCAUGACAUGAGACAGAAUGUCUUUUCAUACAGCGAAUACUACUACUGAACAGUUUUCCCAUUAGUAUACACAUAUUGACAGUUUGUUGGAGACAUAUCUUCUGGAUUCAAGCCCAUGCGGCGUUUCUCACGUUAAAGAUGUAGCAACUUUCAAAGUGGAGCAGUUUUCUGUGCUGGACUGUGUCAUAGAGUACAUGAUGGUCAGAGGCUGAAGGUGCACAGGCUGUUAGGAUAAACAUGGGUGCUGUAAAACUCAAAGCUGGAUCUGUGUCGAAGGUGAACAAAUCAGAUGAUGCACUUGUUUGUUUCUGUCUUGUUUGUGUCAAUCUGUUGAGUUUAUUUGAGGAGUAUAUUUGUUAAAAUAAUGAGGAGAAAGAAUGAGAGCUAAUGCUAACAUAUGUUAAUACAAUCGUCAGAGUGAGUGAGACUUUAUUUGUGCACAUGGGAGAUCAGAACCGUCCAUGAGUAGCAAUAUAUAAUUUUUUUAACUCCUACAUUAUUAUUAAUUUUAUUAUUAUUUAUUUUGGGAUAUGUGUAGUUCUAAACACAUUAUUAUCAUAAGGCAGCAAAACUAAUGAAGUCUGACUACUGGAAACAUGGAAGUAUUUUUGUCAUGGAAUUUUUGUUUGGUUGAAAUGAAGGUGGUGACAUUUUUUAGGUUGUUUUUUAAAAGAAGAGGAAAGCAAACCAUGAUAUCACCAACUGUCUUUUGGCUCAGUUCUUUAGUUGCUAAUGUUAAGUGAGCACAUGUUGAUGAAAUGGCCUUCUAAUUGCUACUAAAAAAGAGGUUGUAUAGUUAGAGGAAGGAUGGAGAGUAGUUAAAAGCUGCAGCUAAUGCCUGUAACACUGGUGCCUACUGCAACAUAUUCACCUAGUGUACUUAAUUAAACAAGAGUGGGAUACAUUGCCAUGUCAUCUUGUCAAAUUUAGCAAGUUUCAGGCCUUUUAAAACAAUCUGGACUCUGUUUGUCCACAUACCAGGGGGUAAUAAAGGUAAUCAUCUACUCUGGAAUGCCAAUUGAGCCAUGAGUGUCCUUAAUUAAAUCAUUUACAAGAAUGUAAUAUAAGUAUGUAAAUUAAGCUUUUGUCAGUUAAAGGAGUAUUGAUUCUUUUGGGUUCAGUGCUAACAGUUGUCAGUAAAUUACCUUGUUAUUUCCUGGUAUGGCAGCAGCAUAAACAAAAAGAUACACUGAUGCAGUGUUUAGGACAAACCCUCAAGCAGGCAGGGAAGGGACAGAGGUGGAUGUCUAGUGUGAAGGAUGGAGUAUGGUCUGUGUCGCGCUGUUUGUUCAUCAAAAGCUGUGCUCCACGUGCCAUCAGUUCAGUCUACUGACUCUGAUUUUCUUUCUUUGGAUUACCCUUUACCUUCUUACUGUACGUAUGUGUAUAAAUUACUACUGAUGAAGUUGACGCCUUUAGUGAUACUGCCCUUGAAAGAAUCCUUUUAUGUGGGAUGAGCAUGGACAAGCCUGAAAUGGCGUGUUCACAUAGAGAUGCUGUAUGGAUUCUUAUAACAGGUGUGUAGCACUAAAAGUUCGAUAUUUGUCUAAUCUGUCCUGAGAAGACUUGAUCAGAAUUUAUUUAUUAGUUUGACUUGGUUCAGGGUUUACUAUAGGUGUAGUUCUUAUUUCUAUAAGCUUGAAAGACAUUGCGUCUUGCCUAGCUAUCUUGGUACUCAUUAACUGGUAUUGGGGCUGUCUGUUUAUUUUCUCUGUGCAAAUCGAGUUACUGUAAUUGUAUUUUAAUAUACCUUGUAGAAAGCUCUACGGAGUAUUCAAGAUUUGUCACAUGGAACAUAGAGAAGCACUUGUUUUUAGCAUGCAUAUAGUUUCAACACUAUUGUCUAGGCUGCUAUUUCUUACUAUUUGUAUAUUUAAUGUAAAUAUAUAUUCUAUUUAUCAAACUGUUUGUUUUCCAUGUUACAACACAAGUAAGGUGGAGAGAGUCCGGUGUCUUCUUAAGGCUGCAGUCUCUUAAAGUGUCAUGUCUUCCCCCAGGGAGUUCGGUUUCCUUUCCAUAUUCAAAACUUAAUUGGACUCCGCCUCACUACAAAUCAGAGCAGUUAAUGCCGCUACCGCUGCUGUUCUGCCACAGGAAACAGUUGUUCACAAGCACAGACACACCGAUACGGCACUGGCUACCUAUAGAAAUGAGACAAUACAGGCAUUGUCGCGCCCCCCCCCCCCCCCCCAAAGUUCCAGGUAGUUCUCAAGGGAUCAUUGUGUAUCUGUCUCCUAGCUGUGGGGGGAAAAGGCAGCACAAGUCUCUCUUUGCACUUUUCUGUAUUGAAUGGAGCCAGUGGAAUGUGAGAAAUGUAUUUAGCAAAGGGAGACCAAGGAGACUGUAAACAGGUGUAUUGUUUGGAAGCAUCAAAGACCAGCCCCCCCACCCCCCCUUAUUCCAGCAUGCAGCAGAUAAAUGCUUCAUUGUUUGUCUACAUGGAGGAGAUACCAUAGUGAUUUGCUUGCACAUCUAUCAGGAGAAUAUCAGAAUUAUCAGAGUAUUGUUUUCCAAGUGCCAGGUGUUGAAAGAAGGUGAUUGACAGUAACGUAUCUUCCUCCUUAAUUCACAGUACAAGUCAGAGGUAGGCGCUGGUUGACCAUUUCAGAUUUUUUUUUUUUUUCCUACGUUAAUCACAAAGACGUCUUUCAGGACAUGAAAUCACAUGUGAUUCAGAAGGGGUGUUUGUUCUCAGCUUUUGUGGCGGUUUGUCUGCUUUUUUUUUUUUUUUUUAAUUGAAGGAGCCCAAGUCAAGAAAGAGUCAAUCCUGUUGUUCCCUUAAGAGUUUCACGCAAUCUGCUUUCAUUCUCUUCACUACUGUUAGUAGCGAAAUUUGGAUGAAUUGAGGUUGCGUGUAAUUUUUCCUUAAAGAAAUGCGCUUUGGCUCCCUGUUUACUUGAACAAAUACUCCUGUUGCAAUGCAAAAACCACAAAAAGAGCAUCAGCUCCCUUUGCAUGCCUGCCGUCAGAGUUCAAUCAUUUUGAUUAAUACUUAUAUUUCAGACAAACAUAGUUGUUGUGUAGUGUUAAUAAUGUAUAUUUCAAUCAGAACACACAGGAAUGUAGAUUUUGUCACUGUUUCAGUUUUUUAAAGGAACAUUUCUUAUGUGGUGCAAGUUAAAUUGCUCAAUUCUUUAAUGUACAUUUGUACAGAGGUAGUAACUAACGAUGUGUAAAGAAUUUUCUUCUUAUUGUUUGCAGUCCUUAUUUAUACCUCCAGGAUGAUCGCCAAAUGUGCCUUGUAGACACACUAAUAGGUGUUGCAUCUGGAGAAGCCCUUUUUCUAUACUGUACAUUUUGCCCUUGACUGCGGUGGUAAUGUUCACAUCACAGCAACAGUGGCCCAUUAAAGUGAAACAAAUAAGGACUGUUGUUCCUGUUUUUGUAUCAUAUCAAAAUGUCAAUCCAGACAAAUUAAAAGUCCUAAAUCCAUUAAUUUUUUGCUGCUGUUAGAGAGAUUACGUGUUGAGGUUUAUCUGACCAUUUUGUUAAUGUGCGAAAAUCUGUUAACAUGAAGACAAGCAUUUUUUGUGAUUUGGCUUUUUCUAGCCAAUACUCCUGGGAGCUCACAGUUCCCCAACUAAUGUCACUGUUGAAUGUGAAACACUGAGAUUUUGAUUGUUGACUUUUAUGGAAACAGUGCUACUCUUGUUUGAGGGCUAUGUUUGCCUAAUUCAUGCUGUAUGAUCAUUUAAGUCUAAAAAUGACUUUACUGAUACUGGAAUUUUGUCCUCUGCAGGUUACAACUGUGAAAUUGUGUAUAAUCAUGAGAAAUAUUUAUUAUUGCAUUGCUUCUUGUGCAACAUUUGACUGUCUGAUUUGGUUGAAAAAAAAAAGCUUCUAAAUGUCAAACAAAAAUCUUUUUAAUAGAAUUUGUAGAAGUGCCAUUAGAAUUUAAUAUAAUUUUUUAAUAAGAAAGGUAUAUUUUAUAGUAAUCAACUGCUUCAGUGUUAGUGGUGUAGAGAUUAGAGGACAAUCUUUAUGCAGAAUUGACAUUGCUUAGAUAUUGAGGCAAUUUACUUUGAUCUUUAACUGUAUGUGCAUUUUCUUUGUUUGCGCUUUCGGAGUGUGCUUGUGUGUGUGUGCUGUGGAAAUGUGACAAUCUUGAUUUAGGUCUUUAUUAAGAUUAUGCAUAGAAUUAAAUGGAACAACUUUC